Messenger RNA from Mycena indigotica, 1110 nucleotides. RefSeq names its product Carbohydrate esterase family 8 protein. Bases 1 to 1110 code for a protein of 369 amino acids. Lineage: Eukaryota; Fungi; Basidiomycota; Agaricomycetes; Agaricales; Mycenaceae. The transcript has a single exon. The record is from RefSeq and is a predicted model, not a curated record.
AUGUCGGGUCCAUUCGUCUACGUCCCCGAGGCCGAGCACGCCGCGGCGGACGGCUACGCAGCGUAUGCCUAUCCGUACGCACAAGCGACCCCGCCACUGGGCUAUACUCCAUUCGUCCCGCCUUCGCCCGCUCUCUCCGCUGCGUCUGCCACCUCCCAUCACCACCCCGGGUCCCGUUCACCGUCGCUGUCCGUGAAUUCCACCCCGGCAUACGGCCCGGGACCGUGGUCCCCGCUCGGCCCCCGCCCCCGGACAAACUCCUGGGCCGCCCCGCCCACCGCCGGCGCUAAAGCCAAAGCUGCUGCACCCGGAUCAAUUGCCCUCAGCGCUAGCGCGGGCGGGUCGCCGACGCUCAAAUCUGCGCUGCUGCACCCCAGCGCGCUCUUGCGUCCGGGCCACAAGAAGGCCAAGUCCUCCGGCAACGUCACAUUCGCGCCAUCUCCGCUUGUUGCCGGCCUGACCCACCCGUGGCUCGACGCAGGUGUCCACUCGUCGCCGGCGUUCGCCGCGGCACCACCCUUCCGCUUCGACCUCUCCAUCGCAGCCUUCGCGCCGGAACGCGCCGGCAGCCGGCCCGGAGAGCCGACGUGGACGCCGCUCGGUGCGGCGGAGUUCGCGGCCGAAGCGUUCUACCCCGCGCGCUACGAGCUGCGCAUCACGCACGAGGCGCUCCCGUGGCCUGUCGUGUUGCGCUUGGAGGAUAAGAAGAGCAAUAAGGGCCGCCGGCCGGCAAAGGAGAAGGACGAUAGACACGGGAACGAUCACGGGACACCCACCGCGCCGCCGCCGCCCAUCACGCUCGGCGACGUGCUCGCGGCGCUGCACCACACGCUGCACGUGCUCAUCACUGCGGCGGAGUGGGCCGCGCUCCCGCCGGCACGCAAAGCGCAGGUGUCCGCCGCGUUCACUGCGCGCUGCCGCGCCGAGGCGGUCCGCAGCGGCGCGUCCACGGCGGAGCUGCACGACCAGGAACAGGCGGAGCGCGCAAAGGGCCUGCGCAGGGUCGACUUCCUUGCUGGACAAACCUCGUUCCGCGGCCUGCGGGCGAGGGAGGGCGAGGGAAAUAAGGAUGGGGUGUUUGAAUUGGUGACUCGCCUAAAAGAUGUGUAG